This is a messenger RNA of Fusarium oxysporum Fo47, 944 nucleotides long. RefSeq names its product cupin domain-containing protein. The coding region runs from base 139 to 861 and encodes 240 amino acids. The transcript has a single exon. The record is from RefSeq and is a predicted model, not a curated record. NCBI's taxonomy places the organism in Eukaryota, Fungi, Ascomycota, Sordariomycetes, Hypocreales, Nectriaceae.
GCUUAUUCUCGUGACCUGCCCGAUUCGGCAGCUUAUGUCAUUUGGUUCAUAUCUCAAGUGAGGGGCAAAAUCAAUAAGAACUUGAACCUUCAAACUUGAGUUGUUUGUGAUAGUUGAUCUACAACCCGGCGCAUCCAAAUGAGUGAUCAGAGGAUCCCAAGCGUCAUCGAGCGCCCACUUCCUAAUGGCGUCAUCUAUGACAUGUCAACCGUCGGACAAGUGCGCAUUACGCUUCCCGAAUCAUCAACCUGGUCAAGCGGACUUCAUUGGCAUGAAACUCACGACGAGUACUUGAAAGUGGUGAAAGGAGCAAUUCGAGUCCGGCUGGGAGAUUUGCGACAAGUUAUCAGCGCUACCGAUGGCAAUCAGCCAGAGAUAAAAGUACCGCGCUACGCGUGGCAUGAAUGGCAGCGAGCCGCACCAGAGGGCGAAGAAGUCGUCGUGAUUGAGAGGACAGAGCCGGAUGAUAAUGAGAAGGCCAUAUUCUUUUGGAAUCUCAAUGGCGUAAUUCUCGACAGUCCCAAGAUGUUGAGUGAUGAGACCUCGGUGGUAUCCAGGUUGCCAUCAAGGCUGCAAGGGCUGUUCCUUGAUAUAUGGAUUCCUCUGAACCUGUUCAUUAUUUUUCGGUCCUUGGACAAUAUUCCUGUAUUCCUGGACGCGCCCAACCUUUCGCGAGUAUCAGAUAAUAGAUUGAGGAGCCUGUUACAGAACAUCGAUAUAGUGGUCUCCCACCUCAUUCUACUUGUUGCUUCGUGGGCUGGAUGGACUUUGGGGUUACAGCCGGUUCGACGGAAAUACACUCCUGAAGAUGCAUAUGCGACAUGGCACUCGCGACGAAAGAAUGCCAAGAAGACCGCAUGAUCAACAGGCAGCGUCGAGUGAUUUGAGGUUUCGAUCAAGUCCAUCCACUUAUGACAGAAUGAGUGACGCAGCGAAAGCUCCAG